UUAAAUAGUUAUGACGCAGUUGUAAUGUGCGUCCACUUUCUCUAGUUUUUCAUGACUAUUAGCUGUGACCCGGAAACGAGGUACUGUACAUUAUUACCUAACACUAAUAACAAUAAUGCCGAAUAGGCAACAAGACCCACGAGACAAUGGGGAGAUUCAUCGAUGCACCAGGUGCGAGCAAAUCCUCAGAAGCCCGGAGCCAACAUCUUGUGGGCAUAGGUUUUGUGAGCCGUGUCUAAGAGUUCUGGCAACUCGUAGAAUGCCUGGUAGACCUCUAUGCCAGAUAUGCUCAGAUGAUUGUGUAGCUGAAGAUUUCACGAAGUGUGAUUUAGCUCAAUCAAUGAACAUGCAAAGAAGUUGCUCGGCUACUUACAUGCUGAAUAGAGAGGCAUUGAAAAAAGGAUUUAGGGUUGCAAAUGAAAGUAUGCGAAACAGAGUUCGAUUAGAAGAGAUAAGUGAUGAGAUUGAGAAGAUGGAGCAGAGGGCUACAGAGCCAGGUGCUUUAUUGGAAAAAUAUGGGAUAACGCAUACAUACAAACGCAAACUACAAACAGAACUAACAUCCCUUGAAGAGAAAAUCCAAAUAUUAGAGGAUAGUCUUCGAUUAACAGAGAGUAUUUUGGAAUCGCAGGACCAAAAGAUGGUCAAGCAAGAAGAACGCCUGCGUGCAUUAGAAGAAAAUCCGCCAAGCUUUGAUGGGAAAAUGAUUUGGAAGAUAACUGGUGUUCAGCAACAUUGCGACGACGCACGUGACAACAAUGCAUCACUGACGUCUCCGUGUUUUUACACAGGCCACGAGGGGUAUAAAAUGCGCGCUAGAUUAUAUUUGAAUGGAGAUGGAAUUGGUAGUGGAAGCCAUUUGUCACUAUAUCUAAUUGUUCAGAAGAAUGACCUCGAUUUUUUGCUACCCUGGCCUUUCCAACAACAGGUUAAUUUUACUUUGCGGGAUCUGAACCACAGUGGUAAUGAUAUCGUAGCAAUGUUCAUCCCCGAUCCACCAAUUGGUCAUCAACAGUCGCCGACUAACGACGUGAUCCCUCUACCUGGCUGUCCACAGUUUAUGAAGUUAGAAGAUUUUGUGGCCGAAUACGAGCGAUACGUUAAAGAAGAUGCAAUGUACUUAGAAGUUGAAGUUGAUAAGUCAAAUAUACUUAGAUAA
Messenger RNA from Saccoglossus kowalevskii, 1159 nucleotides. RefSeq names its product TNF receptor-associated factor 1-like. Gene Ontology annotation, cellular component: cytoplasmic side of plasma membrane; plasma membrane signaling receptor complex. Lineage: Eukaryota; Metazoa; Hemichordata; Enteropneusta; Harrimaniidae. Gene Ontology annotation, molecular function: tumor necrosis factor receptor binding. Gene Ontology annotation, biological process: regulation of canonical NF-kappaB signal transduction. The record is from RefSeq and is a predicted model, not a curated record.